Molecule: messenger RNA, 813 nt
Organism: Penaeus vannamei (Pacific white shrimp)
Lineage: Eukaryota; Metazoa; Arthropoda; Malacostraca; Decapoda; Penaeidae
Source: RefSeq, a predicted model, not a curated record
AUGCCCCCACUCCCUCCCUCCAGCAUAUACCUAUCCCCAUGCCCAUACCUAUACCCGCCCCUUACUAAUACCCAUAUCCACACUAAAUACUCUUUCCAAUACCUCCAUCCAUGGUCAUACCCACUCACAUACAUACACCCCUACCCAUACCCACUCAUACCCAGUCCCAUACAUACACCCCUACCCAUACCCACACCUAUACCAUUACCCAUACCUAUACCCAUACAUACACCUCUACCCAUACCCAACAUACCUACAUCCAUAUACCCUACCAUAACCACACUCAUACCGACCAUACAACACCCUACCCAUACCAAGCCCACACCCCAUAUAUACCUACCUACACCUCAUACCCAUACCAAUACCCAUACCCAUAACCCUUCCUCCUUACCGACACCUGUGCCCGCAAUUCUUUACCUGGUCACUCGCACGCGUGCUUCCUUCCAUGCCGUGUCCUUAGUUCCCCACCCACACAGAGGCGACCUGCAGCGCGGAGCUAGAGCGCCCAGAGAGGACAUCCCCUCGCGAGCGCCAGAUGUGCUUGUACAAUCCACAUUUCCUGUGCAUGGAAUGUACCUAAUCUCCGGGCAAAGCGUCAGAAGCGGCGAAGGAAGAGCCGAAUCUCAGAAUUUAAUGCCAAGAGCCAAGACAAGCCAGCAGCCCCAUAACUCGAGGCGAGGUCGUCCAGGGGUCAUCCCCAACGAAAGGCCUAAAAGACUCGAGAAUGUAGCCCGGGCGACGAAGGUCGAGGGAGAUAUAUGGCCAGAGGAGGCAGCGCCCAUUAGCAUCGCGGUCCGAAGUGGCGCCUCCUGA